UGGACAAACAGCAGCAGAGAUUGCGCAGCGAUGCGCCUCUUGAGGUGAGGGUGAGGGCGCAGGCAGCCACCAUGGCUGAGUCAGAUCCCCCUCACCCACAAAGCGGCGUGACGCCGUGUUGUCGACGUCUGGUGCCGCCUUGCCAGCAGAAUCAUGCUGCUGGUUCGCCGCCAGUCCUCCCCCAGGCGUGGGGAUGGCAAAGGCGAAGGCGGAGAGGGCGGCUUUGGAGACUGUCCAUCAUGGUGCUUCUGAUCAUCAUGUGGGGGGACAUCGGCUGUGCGCCGCCUGCUGCCGAACAGGAGGUAGGGAAACUCGCACACAGAGCGGCUUCCGCGACGCCAUCCGGCUCAAAGGAUGCAGCCCACUUCGACUACAUAGUGGUACAAUGCGGCACAAAACGAACAGACAGACACACAUCAGACGAGUCCUCUCUCUGACACACAGGUGGGUGGCGGUGCAGCUGGUAUCCCCCUGGCCUUCACGUUGGCUGAGGGCGGGAAGACUGACGUGCUGCUCAUCGAGAGGGGCGGCAGGCGGGAGGACCAUCCAGACACACUGACUCCCGCCGGAUGGGGGGUGGCGCUGCGCAAGCCAGACGUCGCACAGCACAUCCGGACACUAGAUAAUGUGGCUACGCAUGUUUCCAAUGUGCUCUCGGGCGGGACAGCAUUGAAUGCGGGCAUCCAGAUAAAGGAGCUAGCGGACUAUUAUCAAUACCUGGAGAGGUUCGGGGCCUCGUUCGACAUGCAGCUCGUCAACGAGGUGAGAGAGUGAGAGGCCCAAGAGGCAUUCAACCGUCCAAUCACUGUGGAGUAUGCGUGUGUGUGCAGUCGUACUCCUGGAUCUUUGACCAGACCUCUCAACCAAUGGGAUGGAACGAGCCGUGGACCUCGGCAGUCCAGCACGCACAGGAGACUGUCGGCUUCACCCCACACCACGACGCAUGCGAGCACCUCACCUACGGCACCUUCACCACAUUCUCACUCUUCGAGGAUGGGUUGUCGCCCUACCGCAAGCGACUCGCUGCGGACGUGCUGCUCAACGGGACCCUCGCUGACCCGCCCGGUGUGCCCAGUGGGCUGGAGGUCAUGCUGCGCAAGACCGUCACACGCAUCCUCUUUGACACGAGCGGCGAGCUGCCUCGUGCCACCUGUGUGGAGUUCGUCGACUCGCCAGAGGUGCUGGAGCCCAUCGACUCUUUUGCCAACGCGGGACUGUCAAAGAAAGGAGGAAACCCGAGUGGCGCGUCAAAAAGGCAAGAUGGAGACGUGGGAAGGGCGUGUAUCAGGCCUGGCGGCGAGGUCUUCCUGUCAGCCGGUGCCAUAUUCACCCCCCACCUCCUGAUGAACAGUGGCGUGGGACCCAAGGAGGUAGUCAGCAGAGUGAUGGCUAACAAGGGUGGGGAGGUGGUGAAAGACAUCCCCGAGUUGGGUCAGAAUCUGCACGAGCGGAUAUGGACUGCCGUGAUGGUGUUCCUCGACCACGACAUUCCUGCCGACGGGCACAACGCCACACUCGGCACCACCAGCGGCUUCCAAAUCGCCGGGGCACAUUGUCCCAGUGACUUUGGGUGAGUGAGUGAGUGAGAAAUGCGGCACUGCCAAGCGAAAUGACCUCAUUGUGAUUGUCUUCCUUCUUGUGUUGUGUUGUAUGGCUACAUACAGCAUGGGCGAUGUGAGUUUGGAUUGCACCUACGUCAACAGCGAGGAAGGGUCGGGCGUCAGCGCCGUAGACCUGUCCAUCGUCGUACGGGUAUUCUUCCCACCAGCCCUCCGCAAGGCACCGUAAGCACCACACAUUAACCCACCGCAUGUGUGGCGAUUUGCUUGCCUGCGGGCGGCCAUCCAUCGAUGCGUUCGUUCAGUGAGACGGACUUCCUUGUGGCAGUGAUUGAGGAGUGCCUCGACAACAAAGACAGCAUCCUGUGUGCACCGCUCAAACCCAUGUUUGAUUGCUUCAGGUGGGUGUGGACACACUCACAAAAACUGACUGCACCAACUAAGGGUGAAACGCAAUGCAUUGCACUGCUGCUGCUGCUGGCUGUGGCCUUUGUUUUUGAUGCCUGCAGAAGGGUGGCAGGGUUCAUGACCUUCCCUCCGGUGCCCAAGUCGCGGGGCAACAUCACCGUCAACGAGAAUGGCGAGCCCAUCAUCUACGGCAACUACUUCAGCGACAAGGACGGAGUCGACCUUCACUCGGCCGUCGUGGGCCUCACACACACCAUACGCGUGAGUGGGGCUUCUGGGCGGAAGGCCACAACACACACACCAUGGCAUGUACCGCACCCAUGCAAUACUGUAUGACGGUGUUUUGACUGGUGUGUUGGUGCAGAUGCUGGGCACAGGCCACUUGGACGGCGUCAUUCAGAAGCGAGGGCCCCUCUCGUGUCCGGCUCACAUGCUCAACCAGGUGCUCGAGAUGAUCCUCGUCGCAUCACGGCCCCUCACGGGCCUCCCCAUCACCGACGAGACCCUCCCCUCCCUGGCCGCCUUCCUGGAAGCCAUCACGCAGAGAGGCUCCCGAGACAACCACCGCGUCGUAGGGACCCCCCAAGAGGUCCAGGAUCUCCUAUUCGCCCGCUACCUGCAUCGGAAGCGGGAUGCCGUCAUGGGGAUGCGGGCAUUGUCUGAAGAUGAGCUGGGGGUCGGCCGUGAGGAGGCCGCUGAGUGGCUGGGGGAGAGGUCCAGCGUCGCCAGAUGGCUGAGGCAACGACUCCAGGAGGCCAAGGAGCCACCACACCCUGCCGCAGCGGUACGCAAGCGAAACGCAGGCGGAGUAGUGAUGCACGCCUCCUGUUCGUCUGCCUGCAGGAGGGUGUGCGGCUGCAAAAGGCGGCGUGCGAGUCGGACCCCCAUGGCGACGUGUGUGUGAAGGGGCAGCUUGAAGCAGCACGGCAGUUUGCUGUGGUGCCUCCGCUGCCAAGAGGUCAGCCAGUCAAUUGACUGCACCACAGGCAACACAGCAGACAAGACAUGUAUCCGGAUUGGUGUGCGUGCGUUCAGACGCGACGGAUGUGAGGCAGCUGGAGGAGUUUGUCAAGGGACAUGGCACAGGGAUUUGGCAUUGGGUGGGUUCGGCGUCGAUGGGCACUGUGGUGGACAGUGAAUUCCGUGUCAAGGGCAUCGAUUCCCUCUCCAUAUGCGACGCCUCGGUCCUACCACAGGCACGCUGGCUACACAAAACACCUCACACCUCACACCUCACACCUCACACCUCACACAGGGCUGGCGACGUGUGAGUACACACACAUGUCUCUCCUUCCUCCGUUGCCAUCCAUGAUCGACAUCAAUGUCUGUCUGUCUGUCUGUCCGUCUGCAGGUGACGCGCAUGAACGUGCAGGCGUGCAUUCUCAUGCUUGGCCGAUACGCGGGCGUGCUCCACAAAAGGAGGAACAAACAGGACUAAGUGAUGAACACCCGUCAAUAUCCUUUCUAGCUGGAUCAGUCAGCUAUUCUUCGCCACGGAGGUCUGUCUGUAUGCGUGUAAAUGUGUGGGUGGUGUGUGCAGCUAGGC
Messenger RNA from Vitrella brassicaformis, 3513 nucleotides. The record is from the annotation of a GenBank genome assembly. NCBI's taxonomy places the organism in Eukaryota, Vitrellaceae.